Selaginella moellendorffii is the source of this 1254-nucleotide messenger RNA. Its product is annotated as probable protein S-acyltransferase 16. Gene Ontology annotation, molecular function: palmitoyltransferase activity. Lineage: Eukaryota; Viridiplantae; Streptophyta; Lycopodiopsida; Selaginellales; Selaginellaceae. The coding region runs from base 336 to 1238 and encodes 300 amino acids. The record is from RefSeq and is a predicted model, not a curated record. The transcript is spliced from 7 exons.
CGAGAAAAAAAUUCCAUCAAAGAGCGAGCGCUCGCGAGAAGAACGUAUCGCGAACUUCUGGAAAGAAUUUCCGAGAAAGGAAUCUCGAAGCAUCUAGCGCGCUUUCCAUUCACAAGCAAACAAAGACAAAAGGAUGAAGAAAAGAAGUAUAAAAUAGAAAGUCUAGCCUAGCGGGUUUAAAGCCUGGGCUAGGGUUCUUCGAAUUGACGAUUCACUGAAUGGUUCUUCCUCGUGAAUGAAUCCCUCCGGCGCCGGGAUGUGUGGCGCUCCUCCAUGUAAGAAUCAUCCUCCGCGGCGGCAUUCUAAUUGCGAGAUUUCUCUCCUCGAUCGCCGCCAUGGGCUACAGGAGCUGCCUAUCGCUGCCGGUGGCGGUGGUGUUGAUGCUGGUGGGAUUUGUCUACUACACGGUGGUAUUUCUAGUCCUAGAUCCGUGGCUUGAUCUAGCCACCGCGAAUGGCCUCGCCAAUGCCCUCGCCUUCACUGCUACCACUCUCAUGGCGCUGGUUUCUUACGCUCUAGCGAUUCUCAGGGAUCCAGGGGAGAUUCCUUCUUCGUAUUUGCCCGACGUGGAGGACUCCCAGCAAGCUCCUCUCCAAGAAGUGAAGCGCAAGGGGGGAGAUUUGCGCUACUGUCAAAAAUGCAGAGUCUACAAGCCACCGCGAGCUCACCAUUGCCGAGUUUGCAAGCGUUGUGUUCUCCGGAUGGAUCACCAUUGUUUGUGGAUCAACAACUGCGUUGGUCACAACAACUACAAGUCCUUUUUCCUGUUCGUCCUCUACAUCACCUCAGCAUGCAUCUACUCUCUGGUGGUGCUUGGCUUUCACGCGGUUGACGAGUUUGAGAGAGCUCUAGAGGUCGUGGCAGUGGAGGAUGACGCAGCGAUCGUCCAGCCGGUCAAGGCAUCUGUGGCUACUGCUUCUCUUCUAAAGAUAAUUUGCGGCAUCGUUGUUAUUCCCCUCUCCGUUGCACUAUCGGGUCUCCUGGUCUGGCAUAUCUACCUUUCCUUACAUAACAGAACCACAAUUGAGUACUACGAAGGGGUACGUGCAAAAUGGUUAGCACACACCUCCGGACCUUAUAGUCAUCCAUACGACCUUGGAGCUCUUUCAAACAUUUUGGUACUCUACGUCCAGGUUUUGGGCCCCAAAGCGUCGUGCUGGUUUUGCCCGAUGGCAGUAGGACACAUUGGAUCCGGCCUGCAUUUCAAGACCUCUGGAAAUGCCGCGGGGAAGUUAUAGGUACCGAUUUUACACA